AUGGAUCCCAAUCAUACAGCUUCAUCAUGUUAUGAUAGUAUGACGGCCAGUACAUCAGAUGAUCCAACUAUUGAACGAAAAAUGUCAGAAGAAGCGUAUAUAGAUGCUCCAUCAUUCCUAUAUGAUGUUGAUACAGAUUUUAAUGAUUUAAAAAAUGCUUUAAAGAGUACACAGUUUUUACAAGAUUCUGGCUAUCAAUCAGUCAUGGAUCGUUUACAUAAUCCAUUGUCUACCUCAUUAGUUUGUACAGAUGACAUCAGUCUCAAUGGUGAAGACAGUUUAGAUGAUCAAUGGGAUGGCUUCUUGACUGUUGGAGUUGAUCGAUGUAAAAUAAAGGAUAUGUCAGAUAUAUUAGCUUCACGUUAUGCCUUUCUAUCCGGUGCCCGAACGAACGAAGGACUUACGAUAGUAACAUUUCCGGAUUCAAGAGCUCAAUUAUCAUUUGAUGAUUAUCAAUUAUUAAUUACUUACUUGUUACAAGUUCCUGCAUUGGAAGAGAGUCAUAAAGGAUUUGUAUUAAUUAUUGACCGACGAAACGAUAAAUGGACAUCUGUACGAACUGCUUUGAUGAAUGUCUCAGCUUUUUUUCCUGGAUACAUUCGUGUGGUUCUUUUAUUAAAACCUGAAGGUGUCCUACAACGAGCCCUCGAAGUCGGCUAUCGAGGAAUAGCGGAGAAUUGCGCAUUCAAGGUGAUUCUGUGCGAAUCAUCGUUAGAUCUUCGACGAUUUCUUCGGGCUGAACAGUUGACGAUGGAUGUUGGAGGACUAAUUAAAUACAAUCAUCUUGAAUGGGUUCAGCAUCGAAUGGAUAUCGAACGAAUGAAAUCUUCAGCAACUGUUAUCGCUCAAUCCUUAGCAGAUUUUGGAAGAACAUUACGAGAGACAGAGCUACCCAAUGAUGCUGAAACGACCGCAAGAAUUCUUCAAAUACAAACUUCCGAACGAGAUGCUAUUAAGGAAGAUUUUCGGAUAUCAGCUCGUAAAGGCUUGGCUCUUCUACGAACUGUUCGUCAAUUGGAGCAAAAACCAAAAGCUGAACAACUCAGUCCAACCCGUCUUCACAACGUUACAUCAAUUGAACGGAUGUUGGUUCAAUUAGAAGAAACGGAAAAGUCUUUUGACACAUUCUGGGCGAAGCAUGAAAAGCGUCUGAUGAAUUGCCUUCAAUUGCGUCAAUUUGAGGAUUCUUUUCGAAAGUUACAAUCAUCGUUUGCCCGUCAUAUGCUGUAUUUGGAAGAACAUCGAGAAGUAGGUGACGGAGCAGAAGGAGCUGAGCUUUUAGCCAAACAACAUCAGGAAUAUUCAUCUCAAGCCAUGGAUGAUGUCAAAACAGCUCGUUCACUUAAAGAAACAGGCGAAGAGCUGAUUUCUUCAAACGACGUUGAGUUGAGUGCUAGCCUUUUACCUAAAUGCGAAGAACUUGAACGAAUGGCUGAUGCUUUGACAGGAGCUUUGGAGAGAAGAGCCAAAGUUCUGGAAAUGAGUCGAACAAUGCAUUCGCAAAUCCAAAUGGCAAACUUGUGGUGCAAAAAAGGAGUUGAAAUCCUAACAUCAUUGCCGAACGAAAUGUCACCCACUCUAGCAGCUAAUGGUUUGCUCAAGAUGGAUGAGUUCCUUGACGAAGGCUCUAAACUACAGCUGGACGCUUUAUCUCAAUCACCUUCGAUAAACAGCAUGAUCUUAUUGACAACAACAGAAACAUCGUCUUUAUUGGCUCAGGUAGCCGAACGAAUCGACGAUAUCCGUCGAAUGUCUGUGGCUCGUCGAGAUGUAUUAGCAAAGGCUGCAGCUGAAUCGAAGAAGCCGGUACAAGUAGUGACGCCGGAAAAAGUAAAAAGGAUUGAAGAUAGCGUUCCAUCGCGUGAAUUAGAAGAUGAUAACACUGGAAGAAUGAUGUGCUCAGCUGAUGUCCCAUCUGUAUCCUCUUCUCCACAAUCUUCACACAGCAUGUCAAUUGAACGAUUCGUUUUAUCAGAAUUGUUGACAACGGAAAAGAACUAUGUGGCUGAGUUGGAGUCAAUCAUCGAGAACUAUAUGGAUCCGUUCGAUUCUCCGGAAAACCAAAGCAUCUUAGCUCCAGCCAUUCGUGCUCAUCCAGAACUUGUCUUUGGAAAUCUUCGCGAAUUACACCAUUUUCAUUCCCGAUUCGUCUUGCCACAACUAAAUGCCAAUGAAAAUUCACUUUCCGGAAUAUGCAGAACGUUUUUACAACAGAAACAUAGAUAUUUGGCUUUGUACCACAUGUACUGCCAGAACAAGUCAACAACUGAACAAAUUCGCAAAGAAUAUGUUGAUAACUCUCCCUUUUUUGCCGAAUGCCAGCAAAAGGCAAAUCAUCUACUGCCACUCAGUGCUUACUUACUGAAACCUGUACAAAGAAUAACAAAAUAUCAAUUAUUGCUCAGAGAACUUGAACGUCACUGUCGGCCAGAGAUAAGACCGGAAGUUUCAUCAACGUUGACAACAAUGCUCGACCUUUUAGCCCAGAUUAAUGCAGCCAUUCAUCAGUUGCACAUUUCCGGCUUUAAUAGUGAUCUGAGGUUAUUAGGAGCGUUGAGGUUACAAUCGGAAUGUGACGUUUUCACUUACAACAGAAAGAAGAAAACUAAAGUCACCCGAGCACAACGUCGACAUCUCUUCCUAUUUGACGGUGGACUGCUUUUCUGCAAAAAACGAAGUCCGCCGAAUAGCCAACCUUCUCAAAUGGAUCCUGAAUACUUUGAGCACAAAAUGUGCAUUCCGACGUCUUCACUUGGCUUCUCUGAUACCUCUAAAACUGCCUCUAAUCGAUUUGAAGUUUGGGAUGAUGCUAAAUCUGAAGCGUUUGCGAUCGAUACCCUAGAAUCUGGUCAUCGUGAGCGAUGGGUUAACCGGCUCCAAGUUCGGUUUUCUUCUGAUUUGGAUUAUCAUCGAAUGGAUAUGGAUAGGCAACGACCUAAAAGCUGGGCCAGCACAGCCAGCAAUGACAGUUCGUUCAGUUCCUCAACACGCACUAGUGAUGAAAGUUCGAAUAUGAUGGAUACUAAUGGUAACACUCAAACAGCAACUCUAUUUGAAUCUCCGACAACGAUGUCACCGUUACACAGUCCCACAUCAACCUUAGACACAUCGGGCGAGUCAGACCAUGUAGUGCCGCACACCCCAAUAGUCCCAAUCUCAGAAUCACUUUCAUCAAACUUAGUGGAGUUGAAUGAAGAAGAAAUAGAGUUGGUUGAGGAUGUUUAG
Auanema sp. JU1783 is the source of this 3225-nucleotide messenger RNA. Lineage: Eukaryota; Metazoa; Nematoda; Chromadorea; Rhabditida; Rhabditidae. The record is from the annotation of a GenBank genome assembly.